AAUAAAUACCUAAAUAAUCCAUUAUCUUCACCACCCAACUUCCUCCUAACCUCUACCCGUUUUCUAAAGGGAACUGAAAUUUUAAAUGGGAGAUCUAACAACCAGAGUGUACACAGGAGCUAAAAGAUCAUAUUGGCGGAGGCGAGGCUACCGCCGCCUCGCCACCGAUGAAUCCCAAUCAAGGUGGUCGUGGGUAAGGAUGCCACGUAGGUUGAAGAUAAAGCUGAGGUGUAACCCCAAGAAGCUGGUUGCUAGAGUUCAUGAUGCUUAUGUGAAGAUGACGAUGAAGCUGGCGAAUUCGCAAGUGGUACGAGGAGGCGCAAUAGCUGGAUAUGGUGCCGGAGGAGGGAUCUAUGAGUUUGGGAUGAGGCCCAUCAAGGAAUACGAUGCGAAGAUGAUAAUUCAGAUGUAUAAAUCGUUGUCGGUUAGGCCGGAGCAACCGGUGGCACUCGAGGUUGAUUGUGCCGAUCCAGAUAACCUGUUUGCAGUAACUCGGUGAUCAUACACUUGUAACAUUAGUGCUACUGCAUUAGUUAUAUAGCUAAGGAUCUCAAACAUGAAUAAAACACUCAUACAAAUGUAACAUUAGUUGUACUGUAUUAGUUAUAUUAUGUAAUUAAGAAUCUUAAUUCUUAAACAUGAAUUAAACACUCUUUCUUUUUUCA
Helianthus annuus (common sunflower) is the source of this 665-nucleotide messenger RNA. RefSeq lists its product as uncharacterized. The record is from RefSeq and is a predicted model, not a curated record. The transcript has a single exon. Bases 86 to 499 code for a protein of 137 amino acids. NCBI's taxonomy places the organism in Eukaryota, Viridiplantae, Streptophyta, Magnoliopsida, Asterales, Asteraceae.